This is a messenger RNA of Diatraea saccharalis (sugarcane borer), 2324 nucleotides long. The record is from the annotation of a GenBank genome assembly. Lineage: Eukaryota; Metazoa; Arthropoda; Insecta; Lepidoptera; Crambidae.
GCGUGGGGGCAUCAUGAGGUUACUAGUGUUCGCAGUUUUCUUGGCUCUGGGGGCCGCCACGGUCAUCAAGGAUGACCUAGACGUAGGCAACACCUUUAAAAAAGAUUCACUAGUAAACUUGGAUGUGAAGACGAAAGAAAUAUGCAUAAUGAAAUUACUGAAUCACAUUCUGCAACCAACUAUGUAUGAAGAUAUUCGCGAAAUAGCUCAAGAAUUUGUUAUUGAAGACAACGUAGACAAAUAUCUGAAAGUCGACGUAGUGAAACAGUUCGUCCAAACAUACAAGAUGGGGAUGCUGCCUCGUGGCGAGGUAUUCGUUCACACUAAUGAGAAACAACUCGACGAAGCAAUCAAGACGUUCCGCCUGCUCUACUUUGCGAAGGACUUCGAUGUCUUCUUACGUACAGCCUGUUUCUUACGUGAGCGUAUCAACGGCGGCAUGUUCGUCUACGCUCUCACUGUUGCCUGCUUUCACCGCACUGAUUGUCAAGGUGUCGUCCUCCCUGCACCCUAUGAAAUUUACCCUUACUUCUUCGUAGAUAGUCAGGUCAUCAACAAAGCUUUCCAGAUGAAAAUGACAAAAGCUUCUCUAGACCCAGUGGUCCGAGACUAUUUCGGAAUUAGAGUUAAGGACAAUAACGUAGUCGUUAUAGACUGGCGUAAAGGUGUACGUCACACUGUCAGCGAGUCCGAUAGAAUCUCUUACUUCACAGAGGACAUCGACCUGAACACUUACAUGUACUACUUACACAUGAACUACCCGUAUUGGAUGACCAAUGAUAUAUACAACGUCAAUAAGGAACGUCGCGGUGAGAUCAUGAUGUAUGCUACGAUGCAACUAUUAGCUAGGCUGAGGUUGGAACGCCUGUCUAAGAACAUGUGCGACAUUAAGCCGCUGAUGUGGAACGAGCCAUUAACUACGGGCUACUGGCCAAAACUACGCAUGCAUAACGGUGAAGAGAUGCCCAUGCGUCGUAAUAAUGUGGUACUGGUAACUAAGGACAAUGUAGGGGACAAAGUCCUCGUCGAUGACAUGGAAAAGAUUGUGCGUGAAGGAAUAAUCACAGGACAGAUUGCAUUACGUGAUGGUACAGUUCUUUCUCUCAAAAAAGCUGAAGACAUCGAAGUUCUUGCCAGGCUGAUACUUGGCGGCCACGGACUCCAGAAUGACAAUGCCAAGAUUAUCCACGUCAGUAACGUAUUAAAGAAGAUGUUAAGCUAUAGUACAUACAAUGUUGACAAGUAUACAUACGUUCCUACCGCAUUAGAUAUGUACACUACGUGCCUACGUGAUCCUGUAUUUUGGAGAUUGAUGAAACGCAUAAGCAAGACUUUCGUGCUUUUCAAAAAUCUGCUUCCUAGGUACACAGUCGAUGAGCUAGAAUUCCCCGGUGUAAAGGUGGAGCGAUUGAUAACCGAUAAGCUCGUGACCUACAUGGACGACUACGAUGUCGACAUCACUAAUGCAUUAUAUCUCGACCAGUCCGAAAUGCAGAAGAAGCGCUCCGAUAUGAUCUACAUUGCACGUAUGCAUCGCCUCAACAAUCAUCCAUUCAAGGUCACAAUCGAUGUUGUCUCAGAUAAGGCGGUCGACGCAGUCGUGCGCGUCUUCAUAGGUCCCAAAUAUGACUGCAUGGGACGUCUUCUGCAAAUCAACGACAAACGCCUUGAUAUGGUCGAGAUCGACACUUUCGUCUACAAACUGGAUACCGGCAAGAACACCAUUGUGCGUAAGUCCGACGAGAUGCAAGGAAUAAUAGAGGAAAGACCCUUGACCCGUCGGAUUUGGGAUCGAUCCAUGGAAAAUGUGGGAGUAGGCGUCAAGAUGAUCGAUAGCUAUUGGUCGAAAUCCCGCAUAGGCUUCCCUAGUAGACUGUUGCUUCCCAUGGGCACUCGUGGUGGUUUGGAAAUGCAGAUGUUCGUCAUUGUCAGUCCGGUACGCUCUGGUAUGAUUUUGCCAACGUUAGAUAUGACGGUUAUGAAAGAGCGCCAUUCUUGCCGUUGGUCGACCUGCAUUGAUACAAUGCCUCUGGGCUACCCAUUCGAUAGAGAGAUAGACGUCACUAAAUUCUAUACCAAUAACAUGAAGUUCACUGACAUUAUGAUCUUCAGGAGAGAUAUGAACACAGCGAACGUUGUUAAGGAUGUAGACAUGUCCGAUAUGGUGAUGAAGCGUGAUGAUCUGACAUACCUCGACACUGACAUGUUGGUGAGAAGAUCAUACAGAGACGUGAUGAUGACCAGUGUCGACAACAUGACACAUAUGUGAAACAAAAAUUAAUUUUAUUUAUUAUUAGAUUAGAAAUAAACUGCAUUAAUUGAAA